AGCCGCCGUCGCUGCCUUCUGGUUGAAGCACUAUGGAGGGAGAGAGGAAGAACAACAAUAAACGGUGGUAUUUUACUCGAGAACAGCUGGAAAAUAGCCCAUCCCGUCGUUUUGGCCUGGACCCAGAUAAAGAACUUUCUUAUCGCCAGCAGGCGGCCAAUCUACUCCAGGACAUGGGCCAACGUCUUAACGUCUCACAAUUGACUAUCAACACUGCUAUAGUGUACAUGCAUCGAUUCUACAUGAUUCAGUCCUUUACACAGUUCCAUCGAAAUUCUGUGGCUCCAGCAGCCUUAUUUUUAGCAGCCAAAGUAGAGGAGCAGCCCAAAAAAUUGGAACACGUCAUCAAGGUAGCACAUGCUUGUCUUCAUCCGCAGGAAUCACUUCCUGAUACUAGGAGUGAGGCUUACCUGCAACAAGUUCAAGAUCUGGUGAUAUUAGAAAGCAUAAUUCUGCAGACUUUAGGCUUUGAACUAACAAUUGAUCACCCACACACACAUGUGGUAAAGUGCACUCAACUUGUUCGAGCAAGCAAGGAUUUAGCGCAGACUUCUUACUUCAUGGCAACCAACAGCCUGCAUUUGACCACAUUUAGCCUGCAGUACACACCUCCUGUGGUGGCCUGUGUCUGCAUUCAUCUGGCUUGCAAGUGGUCCAACUGGGAGAUCCCAGUCUCAACUGAUGGGAAGCACUGGUGGGAGUAUGUUGACGCCACUGUGACCUUGGAACUUUUAGAUGAACUGACACACGAAUUUCUACAGAUUCUGGAGAAAACCCCCAACAGGCUCAAACGAAUUCGGAAUUGGAGGGCAUGCCAGGCUGCCGAGAAAAGAAAAGCAGAUGACCGAGGAGCAGAUGAAAAUACUUCGGAGCAGACAAUCCUUAAUAUGAUUUCCCAGAGCUCUUCAGAUACAACUAUUGCAGGUUUAAUGAGCAUGUCCGCUUCUUCUACCACAAGUGCAGUGCCUUCCCUUCCAGCCACUGAAGAGUCAACCAGCAGCUUAAGCAGUGUGGAGAUGUUGCCAAGUGAGCGUUGGCUGUCCUCCCACCCUCCUUUUAAGGUAGAACCUGCUCAGAGUCAUCGGACUAGUGAGAAUUUAGCACUUAUCGGAGUUGAUCAUUCCUUGCAACAGGAUGGUGCAAAUGCAUUUGUUUCCCAGAAGCAGAACAGUAAGAGCGUGCCAUCAGCUAAAGUAUCACUGAAGGAAUACCGUGCAAAGCAUGCAGAAGAGUUGGCUGCCCAGAAGAGGCAACUGGAGAACAUGGAGGCCAAUGUGAAGUCACAGUAUGCAUAUGCUGCCCAGAAUCUCCUGUCUCACCAUGAUAGCCAUCCUUCGGUCAUUCUGAAAAUGCCCAUAGAGGGCUCGGAAAACCCUGAGCGGCCUUUUCUGGAAAAGACUGACAAAACAGCUCUCAAGAUGAGAAUCCCAGUGACAAGUGGAGAUAAAGCUGCCUCUUCAAAACCAGAGGAGAUAAAAAUGCGCAUUAAAGUUCACAGUGCAGCCGACAAGCACAAUUCUGUGGAUGACAGCGCCAUGAAGAGCCGCGAGCACAAAGAAAAGCACAAGACUCACCCGUCGAAUCAUCAUCAUCAUCAUAAUCACCACUCACACAAACACGCCCACUCGCAGCUCCCAGCUGGCGCUGGGAACAAACGUCCAGGGGAUCCAAAACAUAGCAGCCAGACAAGCGCCUUAGCGCACAAACCCUAUAGCUUGUCUAGCUCUUUUUCCUCUUCCAGUUCUUCUCGUAAAAGGCCCUUCCCUGAAGAGACUGGAGGGGCAGUGUUUGAUCAUUCAGCCAAGACUGCCAAGAGUACUAAAUCCUCUUCCAUAAAUUUCUCCUUCCCUCCUCUUCCUACAAUGGCCCAGUUGCCUGGGCAUAGCUCAGACACAAGUGGCCUUACUUUCUCACAGCCUAGCUGUAAAACUCGAGUUCCUCACAUGAAAUUGGAUAAAGGCUCCACGGGGGCCAAUGGUCACAAUGCAACCCAGACCAUAGACUAUCAAGAUACUGUGAAUAUGCUUCACUCCCUUCUCAAUGCCCAGGGUGUUCAGCCCACUCAGCCCCCUGCGUUUGAAUAUGUCCAUUCAUAUGGGGAAUAUCUGAAUCCACGGGCUGGUGGAAUGUCCUCCAGAUCUGGCAAUACAGACAAACCCCGGCUACCACCUCUACCAUCAGAACCUCCUCCACCACUUCCACCCCUUCCCAAGUGAAAAA
Hippopotamus amphibius kiboko is the source of this 2220-nucleotide messenger RNA. RefSeq names its product cyclin T1 (gene CCNT1). Gene Ontology annotation, biological process: positive regulation of DNA-templated transcription, elongation; regulation of transcription by RNA polymerase II. Gene Ontology annotation, molecular function: cyclin-dependent protein serine/threonine kinase activator activity. Gene Ontology annotation, cellular component: cyclin/CDK positive transcription elongation factor complex; nucleus. NCBI's taxonomy places the organism in Eukaryota, Metazoa, Chordata, Mammalia, Artiodactyla, Hippopotamidae. The transcript is spliced from 9 exons. The record is from RefSeq and is a predicted model, not a curated record. Bases 33 to 2216 code for a protein of 727 amino acids.